Molecule: messenger RNA, 864 nt
Organism: Blepharisma stoltei
Lineage: Eukaryota; Ciliophora; Heterotrichea; Heterotrichida; Blepharismidae
Source: the annotation of a GenBank genome assembly
AUGGAAAUUCAAAGAAGAAGACCCAGCGUUGAUGCUGAAAUAUUUGCCGAAUUACUUAAAAUCCAUACUGUUGCCAUUCAAAAUCCAGCAAUUGAGGACGCUAAAGAAAAACAGCCGGACACAGAAAUCACAGUAGCCCCACUUAUUACUUCAAAUGAAAAUAAAGAGCCAGAGAAGGCUCCAAUUAUAAAAAAAUACUGUAAAAUCUGCAUGAAUGACGAAGAAGAUAUUAUUGCUUUUGAUUGCGCUCAUCAAUUUUGCAACAAUUGUGUCAAUAUGCUCCUUUUAUAUUACAUAGAGUCAGGAAACGUAUCUGAAGAAUUCGCAACCUGCCCUGACUGCAAGCGGCCUAUAUCUGACGAUAUUUUCCAGAUUCUUCCAGAAGAAGCUUAUUCUCGAUAUAAGUAUCUAUUUGAGAAGCAUAAAGUUAAUAAAAUAGUAGCGUCCGGAGUAGCCAUUUUGUGCCCAGUAACUGAUUGCCCAGGAUACGCCCAUAUAAUUCCAGAGCAGCCAAUCUCUGCUUGCACUGAAUGUAUGGCAACGAUAUGUGUUUUAUGCAAAUCAGGGACUCAUCCUAUGCAAACUUGUGAAGAAUAUGCAGCUGAAAAUAAGGAUACACAAAUGGACUCAUUAUUAAGAUCAAGAUAUUGAAAAAGAUGUCCCACGUGCGGUGUUGCUGUUGAAAGGACAGAAGGCUGCAAUUUUAUGGUAUGCUAUUCGACCUUCUGCCAAGGCUCUCAUGCAUUCUGUUAUGCAUGUGGAAAAUACUUGGUUGAAGACACAUAUUAUAUGCAUUUCACUAAUCCUUCAAUUGAUGACAAUAAUUGCAAUACCCUAUUGGGUGACACUGAUCAUGACUACUAA